Molecule: messenger RNA, 5883 nt
Organism: Limulus polyphemus (Atlantic horseshoe crab)
Lineage: Eukaryota; Metazoa; Arthropoda; Merostomata; Xiphosura; Limulidae
Product: TOM1-like protein 2
Exons: 15
Coding region: 187-1704 (505 amino acids)
Biological process (GO): signal transduction
Cellular component (GO): membrane; endosome
Molecular function (GO): clathrin binding; phosphatidylinositol binding; ubiquitin binding
Source: RefSeq, a predicted model, not a curated record
ACAGAUCCAGUGUGAAAUUUCAGUGUGUAUUGUAGAACUUUGACUAGAAGGAGGUAGAGGUUGGAUUAAAAACAUACUUGGAAAGUAACUUAACUUUCGCACCAAAAAAAAAUUAACUUUCUAAAAGUUGUAAUAAAAAUAGAGUCAACAGUAUUUAAUGUUACAUGCUUUAAGACCGAAAACCACAUGGAAACGAUUCUGUCUCAGUUUGGAGGAAAUCCAUUUGUCACACCUGUUGGACAGAAAAUUGAACAAGCUACAGAUGCUUCAUUAACAUCAGAAAAUUGGGCCUUAAAUCUGGAAAUAUGUGAUGUUAUCAAUGAUACAGAUGAAGGACCAAAAGAUGCCAUCAAAGCUCUUAGGAAAAGAUUACAACAAAAUGCUGGAAAAAAUUACGCUGUUGUCAUGUUCACUCUUACCGUGUUAGAAACUUGUGUCAAGAACUGUGGAAAGAAAUUUCAUGUACUAGUGAUGCAGAGAGAUUUUGUUAUGGACUUGGUAAAAUUGAUUGGGCCAAAAAAUAACCCACCUAUUGUUGUCCAGGAAAAAGUACUUAGCCUAAUACAAAGCUGGGCCGACGCUUUCCGAUCAAACUUAGAGAUGCAAGGGGUUGUACAAGUUUAUGAGGAUUUAAAACAAAAAGGUGUAGAGUUCCCAAUGACGGACUUAGAUACCAUGGCACCAAUACAUACACCAAAAAGAACUAUGCCUUUGGAUCAAGAGCAGCCAAAAUAUCAGCAAUGUUCAUCAAAACCUGAAGGACAUCACCAUAAACAACCAGCAAGUCAUCAGCACCAGGCAACCCCAGCACAAAGUUCACGUCCUAUAAACUUGACAUCUGAACAGUUGGAAAAGCUUAGAAAGGAGCUAGAUGUCGUGCAAGUGAACAUGAAUGUAUUUGGAGAGAUGUUGACAGGAAUAACAUCAGGGAAAGAGGAAGCCAAUGACUGGGAGCUUGUGCAGGAUGUAUGUCAAACUUGUCGAGCUAUGCAGAGCCGUAUAGUAGAUCUGAUAGGCCAGGUUGCCAAUGAAGAAGUUACAAGUGAACUUCUUAGGGUUAAUGAUGAGCUUAACAAUUUGUUUCUUCGAUAUGAACGUUACCAGAAGAAAAAAUCAGGUGUUUGCCAAAAUAAACUAGUACAGUCUCUACCAAAACAGGAAAAUGAAAUGGAAGAAAAACCUCUGAUAGACUUUCGGGACAAUAUCACUAGUAGUGAUGAUAUCCAUGUUCAACUUGCAGGAAUGAGCACAAGCUCAGAUAAUGCUACCAGUGCUGUUAGCCAAAUCACAACAGUAUCAGCUUAUAACAAACUACAACCCUCAAACUUAACAGAAAGUGGUGAAUUUGACAUGUUUGCCCAGUCUCGAAAUGUUUCAUAUGAGCAAAGCAAGAUAAGUGGCAGUACCUAUGAGGACAACAUGAACCUAAAUCAGGUCGAUGGAAGCCUUGGUUUGCUAGCACAUGCUAGGGGCCGUCCUCAAGAGAAAAAAGAGGACUUUGAUGAAUUAGAAAGAUGGUUAGAAAAUAAAGCUGCUAAAGACAAAGCUGAUCAACCUUCUAUUACCAGUUCAGAAUUUGAUAAUUUCUUGGCUGAACGAUCAGCUGAAGCAGGACACCUACCAAUAACAACAACAGCUUCAAAUGCUUCAGGAAAACGGCCCUUCAGUAGAGAUGAAGAAGAAAAUUCUUUGUUUGCCUUAUAAAGUUAUAUCGUUUAGAAAUUACACGUAAUGAGAUCAAACACCAUAAGAUUCUAAACUUCAUGAAAAGUGUUCCAUUACAUUAAAGAUUUUUUGCGUGUAGUUUUUUCCCAAUUUUGGUGUUUAAAAGCUAUAAAGUUAAACGUAUCUUCUAUAUUUUUUGAAGUGUUUGUUUGAUAAUAGUUUAUUGUAUAAAAUUGUAUAGCACUGAAGUAAAAUCUCUGGCAGCAUUAUAGUUUCAAAAUUUUAUUUGUUGAAAACUGUCAUAAUAUUUUCUUUAGUUACAAAUUUUAGUGUUGGAACAUUUCUGUGAUUAUCUGAUCAGUUUUGUUCCUUCAUGGUUAUUUCCAAUUUGGUGUUAAUUUUGAUAAUUAUUUUUAAUUUAAGGAGUUGUAUGAUAAAUGAAUAUGCAGUGUUUUGUAUACAGCAGUGCAUUUUCUUACAAAAUUCAGUUGGCUGGAUUAUGAAAUUUAAGGACAGCAAGUAGAUCAAAUACAUUGGUUUUCACAUGAUAAUUGUCUAAUCAGAAGGGCAUAUUACAUUGUGGUUUAUGCUCUGUAUAAAAAGCCUUUUGAUAAAUGUUGGAGUCUCUUGAAAAAACAUUUUAUAUAGAUCAGGCUACUCUCUCUCAGUAAAGUAAGCAUGAAAAAAGUUGUGUAGAAACAAACUUGUAGUUGUUCAAAUCUACAGUCUGAAUGAAUAAUUAUAUCAGAUCUUCUAGGUGAACCCUGACAUUAGGAAAGACAGCAAAAGUCAUACACUUGAUGAGAAGUAUACACAAGUAUAUUUUCAACUAUUAUACCCCUUUUAGACUUGAAAUAGUUUAUUCUAUUUUUCAAGACAACAUCAUUCCUUAGUACACUAAUCUCUUGGCUUUGUUCUGUAUCUUUUGCUGCCAAACUCCUUCAAGAAAAAUAUAUUUUUCUUAAAUCUUUAAAUGAACAGAACUAAAGUAGUUAACUAGGCUAUGUGGUGCUUCAUUUCAGUACGUAGUUUUAAUAGUAACAUCUGUAAACCAAGACAUUGCUUGCAUAAAUCGUAUUCACGAAAAACCUGAUAAAUGUAUAUGAGUAUCUAACAAUUUUGAUGUUAAAUCUUUAAGAAAUUUAGAUAUAAAGAUUUUCUGAUAUUAAUACGUUUCAAACUUUCAACUGUCAAACUUAUUGUGUAAAAUAUCAGAUCUUUGUCUUUUACAUUUUGUUCUGCAAUUUCCACUUAUACCAUGUACAGUUUCAGCUCUUAGCUGUACGAAAUGUUUUUACUUCUACCAUUUCACAACUUGUCUACUGUUGCAAGCUAUUAACUGUCACACAGCUGUGUUGAAAGUUUCCAUUCUAGCCACUACACAAUUUGUUUCAAGCCUUCAAGUAUAAUGUCACUUUAAUUUUUAAGGUCUUGAGCUUCCUCUCUCUCUUUGUAUAUUUCUUAUGUGUCAGUUUUAUUGUGAUAUAAUCAAAUUUUUAGGGUUACAAUCUUACUUUGUAUCCUUUGGUUCUUGAUGGUAGUCAGAAAAUGGGAACAUUGAUAUGUUUAAGUUCAACUUUAAGAAAAAACUUUUCUAAGCAAAGGAUAUUGUAAUUUUUUUUUCUUUUUUCUUACAGAAUCAUUAGGAGCUUUUUGUGCAUGUACACUGUACUAUACAUUAUAUACUACAUGCUGAUUUGUAACAUUUAGCUGUUACUUACAGUUUGAAUUUGAGCUUCAUAGUUUAUUUACUCUAUAGAAGGUGCAGAUUUUAAAAUCAUUGUAAUUACUGACAUAGCCUUUCAUAAAUGUGGUUUGUUGUGCUGUGGCUUUACUUACCAUUAAGGAUAACAUGAGCUGCUGUCUAAAUUGUAAGGAAUUAUUCUAUUGCUUUCUGAGCUGGUUAACUAAUGUGACUGUAGUUUAGUUUUAAUUAAUAUAGUCUUUCUUAAAGAAGACAAAUUCAGCUGUAACUGUAUUAAUGUAAAAAAACUAGACCAGGAAUUGGAUAUUUGAUUACUUAGCUGAGUAUUUGUUCUGUCUGUAUCAUUUGGUAAACAGCAUAAAUCAAUUGGGAAAUAAAUGUGAUGGUCUAAUAAAGCUCUCAUGUAAACUGUACUUAAUCUACUAGUUUGGUUCUGUUACCUAAACUUAUGUAUGCUACUUUGAGAAUCUAGAAUUGGGGAAUAUGUACUUUAGCAGUAAUUUUCUGGUUAUUGAAUAAAUCUAUGAAAUUAAUAGGUUUUCAUAAGAACAAAAAUCUAACAUUUUCUUCCUUUACCCUUAUUUAUUGUUUUGUCUUUCAGUUCUGUGUUCAAUGCUCAAGAGUGGAAAAUACAAAAUUAAUUCCUAGUGAUUUAAAAAUUUUUGACUAACAGAUUGAAGAACUAUUAUUCUGAAAAUCUUAAGACAAUUGCAUGACAAUACCCAGAUAAUUAAACUCAGUAUAUUACCUCAUUUGUUAUUAGAAAAUUCCAAGUUUAUCAAUUAAUGUAGAAUUAUACAUACUGAACUUAUUAUGAAUUACAACCAUCCUUCUAUUACCAUAUUUUUAUUGAGUAUUUUAUUAAUUAGAAUGUCUUUAAAUUAAGGUUUAGAAUUUAAUAGAAACAAAAAAAAAUUUUUUUAUUCAUAACUAAUUCAAAUUUCUAUUAUUUUUCAAGUAUGUUCACGAAACAAUAGAUAAAAUAGUAAGGAAAACUAGAAGCAAGGGCCAAGAUUAAAAUUCUUCUAGAUGAGAUUAGUUUUGUUUACUCUUGUUAUUAUCCUAUAUACAACUCUAUUUUUGUAAUUAAAAUAGCUAAGUUUAAUGAACAGUAUUUUUGUCAACUUCUUGUAUUAUAAUCUCGAUAAUCUUAUACUUGUAGCAUUUUUAAAAGUACUAUAUCUGUUUUUGCAAAAGGUUGUUUCAAUGGGAGAAAAACUAAAGUAGCUUCUUUAAUUUUAAUGAGAUAAUCUCAAAUUUUUGUUGCUGUAUUGAAGUGCCAAAUGUUUACAAAACAGAUAAUUACAGUAUUUGUAAACCUAAGUUCCAGAAAACCGUACACAACUUUCCUAAAAGAGAAUUACUAUAUGAUGUAUCAGAAAAUUAUUUCUUUAUUUUGAAUUAAACAAGCUAUAUUAUAGACUUGUACUCAUUCUGUAUUGUCUCUUUGUAGUUUUUUGUCAACACUUGUGGACUAUUGUGUUGGGUGUCAAAAUCAUUUGUUAAAUAUAUUUUAUAAUAUUUCUCUUUAAUCUAAAAACUCUUACAGCAUUGUUCAGUGUAAUUUCAUAGCAUUAUAGCUAAAUAUAAAUGUACCGAGUGUUUCAGAAGUCGAAUGAUCGUUAAAUAAUUCUGAAAUGGGAGGGUACUCAAAAAUAGUUAGUGGCAUGGAAUGAGAUGUGGGAGUUUUACUCCCUCAUAAUAUCGUAGAGGUCAUUCAAGGUCAUAUCCUUCAAAACUUGCUACUAGGCAUGAUACACUAAAAGAUGGCGAUUGAAAAGGUGUAGUCAAUAAAAACUGAAACAUUUUGAGCCAAAAAUUACCAAAAUUACUUAACAGUUAUAAGAAUAAAGACAGAUGAAACAUCCUAAAUACUAUUCAAAAAAUGGAGGCAAACAAAUAACAGCAAUCUUCAAUCUGGUGACAUCAUCCACACAGUAGGACAAUAUUAAACUGUUCCUGGUCUACCUACACUGUGUUUAUACGUAAAUUAACCUGUAGUAAGAAGCAACUAACAUUUUUGAUACAGUCUGGCAGCACUUUCCAUAUAGUAGGACCUUGUUAAAAUGUUCAACUUAAUACUGCCCUUAUUUAAAUAGUUUGGGAGAAGCACUGUGCUUGGGUGUUUGUGUAUGUGUUUAACUCUCAUUUUAGAAAAGCAGUUUUGGUAAUAUUUCGUUUAAAAUGUUUCAUUUGUUAAUUUUACACUUUGCCAUUUAUACUUUGCGUAUAUUAAAUUUCCAAAAGAUAUAGCUUUGAAAAUGACCAUGAAUUAUCACAGGUCUGUAUGAUGCCACAUUUCAUACCAUUAACAAUAAUUUUCCUAAACUGUUCCAUUUUUUAAUCAUCCUGUAAAUACAUAUAGUGCCAGAAUUACCCAGUUUAUUAGAAUAACCCUUGUUUGAACUUAUCAUAUAGAGCUUCUUGUUUCAUAUCUAAUGAGCUGUUAUACUUUUCAGUGAAAUUUUAUGAAACUUGAUAAGAAUUUGUUUGUGUUUCCGAAUUUUUGUUGU